AUGCCAGUGGAGCAGGCCAGCGGUGAGCGGCCAGCCACUAACGCCAUCAAGAAGCGCCAGCUGUGCGGAGGCGAGAGGUUCCCUGACCUGGAUUGUUUACACGCGCCAGCCGAAGCGCCCUCAACCCCCCUUGACCACGCCCAAGUGCAACGAGCCCAAAGCACGACUGCAGCACUCAGCCGGCCGUCGUCGCUAUCGAUCCAAUCUGUUGCAUCCGAAUUGUCGUCGUCGUCUUCGGAAUACUCGGCCUGGUCGUCGCUUUCAGACAGGGACCCCAGAGACAGAGACAGCAGGACUCUCAGCGACCAUAGCGCCCUCGAUUCCCGCCGAUCGUCAUCCAUCAGCAGCGCCUCGUCGUUCGCUUCGUCUUCUUCCCCGCCCUCACAGUCUGCAGCAUCUCCCGACAGCUCGCUUACCCGCAGCCGUCGGGACGCGAAGCAGUUGCAUGCUGCCCGUCUGCAGCGUUCAGGCUCGACCAACCUCGCCCUUGCCAACACCAAGAAGGAGGGAGGUUCCAAGCGCAGCAGGUUCCAGAGGGCCGCGAGCCCCGCUGACGCUCUCGCCGCCACCGAGCCGCCCCACGAGCAAGGCCUCACCAGGAUGGCCUUUGCCGAGCAGCAGCGCUGGAUCACAGUCCAGCAAAAGACCUUUACCAAGUGGUUGAACACCAAGCUGGAAGCGAGGGGUCUCGAGGUCAAGGACCUGGUGCAGGAUCUAAGCGAUGGCGUCAUCCUCAUCCACCUCCUGGAAAGCCUCUCGAGCGAGUCUCUCGGUCGCUAUGCCGCCAAGCCCAAGCUGCGCGUGCAGCGCUUUGAGAAUGCCAAUCUGGCUCUCAACUUCAUCAAGUCGCGGGGUAUCCAGAUGACCAACAUCGGUGCCGAAGAUGUCGUGGACGGCAACCGCAAGAUCAUCCUCGGUCUGAUCUGGACUCUUAUUCUGCGCUUCACAAUCAACGACAUUAACGAGGAGGGCAUGACAGCUAAAGAAGGCCUGCUGCUAUGGUGCCAACGUAAGACGGCCUGCUACGACGAGGUUGACGUGCGCGAUUUCAGUGCCAGCUGGAACGAUGGGUUGGCCUUCUGUGCUCUGCUGGACAUCCACCGGCCCGACCUCAUCGACUAUGACGCCCUGGACAAGUCAGACCACCGCGGCAACAUGCAGAUGGCCUUUGACAUUGCUCACAAGGAGAUUGGCAUCCCGAAGCUGCUGGACGUGGAAGACGUGUGCGACGUAGCCAAGCCCGACGAGAGGAGUUUGAUGACGUACAUCGCCUACUGGUUCCAUGCCUUCUCUCAGAUGGAGAAGGUCGAAAACGCUGGGCGCCGCGUCGAGAAGUUUGUUAACAACAUGCAGGGGGCCUGGGAGAUGCAAAGCGCGUACGAGAGGAGGGUGGCCGCGCUGCUGAAGGGCAUACGGGCACAAAUCGAGAGCUGGCAGCAGGCCAAGUUCGAGGGGUCCUACGCCGAUGCCAAGGCGCAGUCGACAGAAUUCUCCUCAUACAAGAGGGGGAAGAAAAGAGAGUGGGUGGCGGAAAAGAGCGAGCUAGCGACGCUGCUCGGCAACAUCAAGACAAAACUAGGAACAUACCGGCUGCGGCCAUACGAACCGCCAGCCGACCUGAGGCUCGACGUUAUGGACCUGGAGUGGACGAAUCUAUCCAAGGCGGAGAUGGUCAGGGGGCAGCUGAUUAACGAAACUAUUAGAGACAUCAAGAAUGGCCUGCGCAAAUCUUUCGCCGACAAGGCAAAUGACUUUGCGCUGGCGCUCAAUACCAUGCAACUAGCCAUAUCGGGGUUAGAAGGAGAUGUAGAAGACCAGUUGCACCACGUGCGCAAGCUCGCAGACAACCUCCCACCACUGGACGCGUAUCUGCAGACGAUUGCAGUCGUGGACGCCAAGUGCCAAGAGGCCAAUAUCGAGGAAAACGACUUCACCACGUACACGUACGAUGAGCUAGGCUACGAACUAUCGCUGGUGAAGGCGUCGGUGUCCAAGAAGCUGUCGUUUCUGGAGAACCAGAUGGUGGCGCGCAACAUGACCAACCUGACGCCCAUCCAGCUCGAGGAGUUCGAGUCCGUGUUCCGCCACUUUGACCGCGACGACACCAACAGCCUGGCCGAGCUUGAGUUCAGCGCGGCGCUCGCGUCACUCGGCCUUGUCUUCUCCGAGGACGAGAUGCACGACUACUUCGUCGCCACGUCCAACGGCCACGGCGACCGCGUCACGUUUGAGCAGUUCAUCCGCUUCAUGGUCGACGUCACCGAGGACCAGAACACGGCCGAACAGGUCUUCCAGAGCUUCCGCGAGGUCGCCGAUGGCAAGCCCUACGUGACCGAGAUGGACCUGCGCCACUCUCUCGUCCCCGACGAGGUCAUCGACAAGCUCGUCGAGAUCAUCCCCCGCCACACGGGGCCCGACAUGCAGGCCGACCGCGGCAUGCCCCAGUACGACUACAUCGCCUUUAUGGAGAAGCUCAUCAGCGAGGAAAAUGCCGCCGUCGCCAGUGCCGGUGCCGUUAGCGGUAGCGCUGUAGGGUCAUUAAUGACGAGUAAACCGAACGGCUACCACUGA
This is a messenger RNA of Lasiosphaeria miniovina, 2571 nucleotides long. RefSeq lists its product as uncharacterized. The record is from RefSeq and is a predicted model, not a curated record. Bases 1 to 2571 code for a protein of 856 amino acids. Gene Ontology annotation, cellular component: cell projection; cell junction; actin filament bundle. Gene Ontology annotation, molecular function: calcium ion binding; actin lateral binding. Lineage: Eukaryota; Fungi; Ascomycota; Sordariomycetes; Sordariales; Lasiosphaeriaceae. Gene Ontology annotation, biological process: actin filament bundle assembly; actin cytoskeleton organization. The transcript is spliced from 5 exons.